Nannospalax galili (Upper Galilee mountains blind mole rat) is the source of this 1704-nucleotide messenger RNA. It is a transcript of the gene Ccdc89, whose product is annotated as coiled-coil domain containing 89. NCBI's taxonomy places the organism in Eukaryota, Metazoa, Chordata, Mammalia, Rodentia, Spalacidae. The record is from RefSeq and is a predicted model, not a curated record. Bases 395 to 1501 code for a protein of 368 amino acids. The transcript has a single exon.
UGUACACACAGCGAGUUUUGAAGAAGCGGUCAUUUAUUUUCGGUCAAUGAGGAGGAAUAAGCGUCUGCAAGCUUUGUUUGCUCCUGCCUGGCAUCAGGCGGAGCCAGGCUCGGUCCCCUGCUGUGGAAGGACACUGACUAUGGUUCGCAUCUCUGUACUGCAUGGCUGGAUACUGGCUGUGAGCCAAGGGCUGUGAUUGGUUAAAAAAGCAAGGGUCGCCUGACCAGACCGGCUCUGGACUGCCCCUGUUACUUCACUGCAUUCUGAAGGUCUGUCCACCAAUUACAGGGCUCCUUACUGGAAAACGUAACUGCCGCAGUGCCGAGAGUCCAUAGCAACAGUCUUUAGAAAUCAGAGGGGGAAAGACUGUAGUCAGCACCCACGGAGAGCGUCUAUGCCCGAAGAGCCGGCGCUCAGGAUGGAUACCCCACCCCCUGAAGAAUCCUUAGAAAAGAAAAAUGAAAACCUGAAAAUCCAGGAAGACGAGUCGGGGUUUAAGGAAAUGGCCGGUCUGAGGGAAGCUCUGGCCAACCUCCGGGGACUGUCAGAGGAGAAGAGCGAGAAAGCGAUGCUCCGCUCCCGGAUUCAAGAGCAGUCCCAGCUCAUCUGCAUCCUGAAGCGGAGAUCCGACGAGGCCCUGGAGCGCUGCCAGAUCCUGGAGCUGCUUAACUCGGAGAUGGAGGAGAAGAGGAUGCAGGAGGCUGAGAAGAUGAAGGCCCAGAGCGAGGAGGUCCAGAAGCUGGAGGAUCGCUUUAUGACCCUGGCAGCCAACCACGAGUUGAUGAUCCGCUUCAAGGACGAGCACAAGAGUGAGAACGUCAAGCUGAGGGAAGAGAAUGAGAAGCUGAGGCUGGAGAACAGCAGCCUCUUCAGCCAGGCUCUGAAAGACCAAGAAGCCAAGGUACUGCAGCUCACGGAACAGAGCAAGGCGCUCACCAAGGAGCUGGAGCUCAUGAAGCAGAGGUGCGCUCAGGAUGCCAGCCAGGCCCAGACCCGAGAGAAGGAGCUGCUUGAGCAGCAGAGCCAGCAGGACUGCGCCCACGCCAAGGAGACGGAGCAGCUGCGGAGCCAGCUGCAGAUCCUCAAGCAGCAAUACGAGCAGGCAGCAGCACAGAUGGCUAAGGACCAGGAGGCCCACAGCAGCCUAAGCCAGGAGCUGCAGGCCAGGCUGCAGACGGUCAUGCAUGAGAAAGAGGAACUAUUGCAGCUGUCCAUGGAGAGGGGCAAGGUGCUUCAGAGCAAACAGGCAGAGAUCCGCCAGCUGGAAGAGAAGCUGGAGACAACCGCUACGGCCAAGAAGCAUGCGCUGGAGCGCUUUGAGCAGGAGGCAAUGGCGGUGGACAGCAACUUGAGAGUCCGUGAGCUUCAGCGCAGAGUGGACGGGAUCCAAAAGGCUUACGAUGAACUGCGGCUACAGUCAGAAGCCUUCAAAAAGCACAGCCUGGAUCUUUUAAGCAAGGAGAGAGAACUCAAUGCCAAGCUCCGCCAUCUUUUUCCAUAAGGAAAAUUCUCUUUCCUGUUAUCUCUAGUUAAUAAUUCAAAUAUUUAUGCCUUAGUGUUAUGGCAAAAGUGGACAUGGUAAUCCAUUUAUUAUACUUUAAAGCACAAAAGCCACUUUACUAUGACUUUGUUUUUGCUAUCGUUAAGGCUAAUAUCUAUUUUCAGGUCUACCACCUACAAUAUAUUAAAGAUUAACCAGAGUUC